AUGUCUGAGUUAGCGCCGGAGGUGUCAUUGCCGUCGCGGAUAGCUUCUUUGGUACAUGCUCAUUUCGAUGCAUUGCCCACAAAGUGUAAACCAACUAUUUUUCCCGAUGGCUCUAAGGAGUGGAUCCCGAUGACCGGAAUUGUAGCUGUCAAGGGUAUGUGGAGUGGCGCAAAAUGUUUAUCAGCAUCUCAUAUUCCAAGGUGUCGAGGUCUCGUUCUUCAUGAUUGCCAUGCGGAGAUUUUAUCCAUCCGUGCUUUCAACUACUGGCUCUUGACGGAAUGUCAUGGCUUAAUGGCCGAGGAGCAGCUUGAGAAUACCAAACCUUCUCCAUCGCCAUUCAUUCGGAGAAGAGAAUUACAAUAUGACUGCAACGAUUCAUCAACUGCGUCCAUAGAUUGGCCACCUUAUGAGAUUCAGCCCGAUGUCAAACUAUACAUGUAUUGCACCUGUGCUCCAUGUGGCGAUGGAAGCAUGGAGCUAUGCAUGGCCGCUCAAGAAGAUGCAACGCCAUGGGAAGUGGUGCGGGAGACCCAUCAUACCUCAGGGGCACAGGAAGGACCUGCUACAAUGGAGAACAGUCUCCUUGACGGCCGAGCUCAUUUCUCCCUUCUGGGCGUUGUACGUCGCAAACCAGCACGCACAGACGCGGAGUCGACGCGCAGCAAAUCCUGCUCGGACAAGCUCGCAUUGAAGCAGGUUUCUUCAUUAAUAUCCUGGCAGACUAGUCAGCUGGUUGCUCCAACACAGAAUGCCUACCUGGCGGGACUUGUUCUUCCUGAAGACGAAAUUAGUCAAAUCGCGUGUGAUAGGGCUUUUGGAGAGAAUGGUCGAAUGAAGGCUUUACGAGGACGCUCCUGGCCGUCUGGUACCCCAGGUCGAAUCGGGUACCAAUUCCAUCCGUUCCAGAUUCUGUCUGUGCCUGCCGAGGAAGUUCAGGCACUUUGGACGUUUGCGAAACCAAAAUCGAUUAUUGCGGAAUCGACAGACACUGUGGUCACUCCAAAAAAGAGUAAGCCGGGCAAUGUCAGCGCGGUGUGGACCUUAGCUCCAUCACAUUCGCAUACUUGCGCAGCGCUAUCGGAUACCGGCAGCAAGCAAUUGCCCUCGCUCUUUAAAUCCAGGACUGGCUUAUAUGAAAGCAUUAUUGGAGGGGUGAAGCAGGGUAACAAGCCAUCCUCGCCUAUUCCACGGGGUGCUUCAGCACUGUCUCGGGCGAAACUUUGGGCUCUCGCUUCAGACGCCAUCAAACGAGGAGAACAGCAGAUGAGUACGACCGCUGAGGCCCUUCCAGAAACAUCCUUGCAAGAAAAUUCAAAUACCCACACGUAUAAAAACAUGAAGGAAGCUCGAAAUAAGGUAUCAUGCCCCCUUCAUAUUCGUGAGGAAGCCAUACGAGACGCUAGAGAGUCUCUGAAAGGAUGGAUACGAAACUUGGGAGAUGAGAGCUGGGGACUAGAUGUUUUGGUAGAUCCUAAGAAGCGAAAACGCUGA
This is a messenger RNA of Penicillium odoratum, 1491 nucleotides long. Its product is annotated as tRNA-specific adenosine deaminase. The transcript has 2 exons. The record is from RefSeq and is a predicted model, not a curated record. Gene Ontology annotation, biological process: tRNA wobble adenosine to inosine editing. Gene Ontology annotation, molecular function: RNA binding; tRNA-specific adenosine-37 deaminase activity. Bases 1 to 1491 code for a protein of 496 amino acids. NCBI's taxonomy places the organism in Eukaryota, Fungi, Ascomycota, Eurotiomycetes, Eurotiales, Aspergillaceae.